AAAUAAAAAAUAUUAUUAUCUACACACAAGGCAUAUUCAGAAUCAACCUGUUGCGAACUUUACACAUUAUCUCAUAUUGCCAAUAUUAUAUUUGCUACAGACGUAGAAUAGACAGAAUUUCUACCAGAAAUCUUCAUUCAAAGCGGACGAAAUCGCGGGCAAAAGCUAGCACAAUAUAUUUUUGAAUCAAAGUAAUAUUUCUUCGCUCGCUUUCUACUUAUGUACUUUAAACAAUUUUUUUUUUUUUUCGCCUGACUGUUCGAUUUGGGUGUUUGCAAUUGAUUUUUGCUAUCAUUUAUGUGACAAACCAAAUAUUAAAGCUGGUGACGGUCCCAGUUCCUUCCGGGCCUAGUCGCCAGAUUCCUCAUUGUGAGAGUCAUCGUGUUUUUUUUUUUAAUUUUUAAACGCUGGAUGUCGCAAUUUCACACCAAUGCAACAAAAUUAGUGAGUCAUUCAUUAAUUUACUAAUUAUUUAUUUUAUAACUUCUGGUUGUUUGCGUUUUACUUUAAGGAUCUAAAUGAUCCAUUUUGAUGUCAUUAAUAAUGACAUUUUAAUUAGAUACAGUAUUAGUUUACUACUUACACAAAUUACAUGAUUACGCAAAUUUUUGGCCAUUAAUAGACCACAAAAAAAAGUCCUAAUAGAGGCCUAAUAACGUAAAAACUAAUUAUAAAUUAAUAUUUAGUCGCACGCCCUACCAUUUUUCUGCUAGAGGCUGUAUGGCCGGCUGCCUUCAGUCGUUUACCGUUUGGCGGGAAAAAAACAUACGCGGUCCGCAUUGGGCGCGUAUUUUACAGUGUUGUUUUAUAUAAAUAGGUUGCUUAUAAAGCUGUGUGGUUCGUCUUCGGAUUGUUAUUUGUUAAUCGAGAAUCGCACGAGAGAUCUGUUGUCCUCAGUAGAAAUGUAUCGAUCACUGAUCCCGUUACUAGUGUGCGUCAGCGUAGCACAGACUGCGCCUCAACAAAACAGCAAUAUCACUUACAUCAAGCCUCUAGACCCAACACCUCCUGCACCUAAAGUUGUCACAAGUGAAUCUAGAAUAGAAAAUGUUACGAUACCAGCUGACACUGAGAAGGAAAUAAGGAACUCCUCGCAAGCGUACAGCCCACCUAUCUAUAAUUACUCUGACAGAAUAUAUUCCAUUAAAAACAGACCAAAAUCUACUACAGAGAAGAUUAUCGCUUCAACAGAAGACAGCAAAGAAACUUCAAGUGAAAAACCAGAGGAAAGUAGCUCUGAACCGAAAGGCAGUGACAUUAUAGCAGUUGAGAGUAUUACCAGCGUCAGAACAGAUGACACGGAGACACCAGAAACAGAAGCAACAGUAAAUCAGGAAACCAUCACAGAGAAGUACGAAGAAGAUACAACAGUAACUACAGAGGUUUACGAGGAAACUACUAAGCUAUCGACUCCCCGACCAUUACCAAAGCUGAGUUACUACGGUAAAUCUUCUUCAGGGUCAUUCUCGCAGAACUUGAUCCCAAUCCCUGGUAAAAGAAGGUUCCGGUCACGAUGCCGAUGUGAGAAGAUUUGGAACUGCGCCAAACUGCAAAUCAGUGUACCACGGUGUCCUGAAGAGUAUUUCAUGUGUUGUACAUAAACUUUUAAAGUGUAGAAACUCUAUUAGUUGUAAGCCCACCGAACUUUAAUUGACAUGAAAUAAAUAUAUUUAUAAACUCGAAAAUUGUAUUAUGAAGUGUUUGUUUGAACGCGGUGUUAUCACCAUAAUGUAGGGAUCAAAGUGUCGCUUUUCGCUGUCUGUCCCUAUGUGUGAUUAGAUCUUUAAAACUGCGCAAUGGAUUUUGAUGCGGUUUUUAGAUAGAUUCAAGAGGAAGGUUUUAUAAUAGUUUACAUGUAAAAUAACAUCCUAAACCACGCGUGUGAAGCCGCGGGUGGAAAGCUAGUUUAUUAUAGAGCAGUGCUUAGGUCUUACAUUGUAAAUUGAAAAGGGGUCCAGUAUAAGUCGAUACAAGUCAUAUUAACAUGACUCACUUAGAGCUAAAAGUAGCUCUGCCUGUAACCACCAUACUCAGAGUCAUUUAAUGGUUACUUACCCCAGUCCUUAGCAAUUGUUUUCAAUACAAAAUCGUUACUAAGGAAUAGUUUAAGUAAUCAUUAAAUGUCUCUGAGUGUGGCAGUAAGACAAACAAUUUUGGUAGCUGGGUAUAAAUAAUGAUUAGGUACAUAAAUAUUGUUGCCAAUAAUGGAUAUUUUGGACAUUAAAUGAUUUAAUAUUCACAUCUAACACAUAGAUAUAAGAAUACACAUUUCUUUAUUGGAAUCCCAAUUAUAUCUCACAUCAAUUAUACAUUACAUACAUUCUAUAAAAAGUUAUCAUUAAUUCGUUAUACAUUUAUUAAUGUUUAU
Molecule: messenger RNA, 2368 nt
Organism: Spodoptera frugiperda (fall armyworm)
Lineage: Eukaryota; Metazoa; Arthropoda; Insecta; Lepidoptera; Noctuidae
Exons: 2
Coding region: 903-1601 (232 amino acids)
Source: RefSeq, a predicted model, not a curated record